This is a messenger RNA of Frankliniella occidentalis (western flower thrips), 2565 nucleotides long. Its product is annotated as histone-lysine N-methyltransferase PRDM9-like. NCBI's taxonomy places the organism in Eukaryota, Metazoa, Arthropoda, Insecta, Thysanoptera, Thripidae. The coding region runs from base 237 to 2420 and encodes 727 amino acids. The record is from RefSeq and is a predicted model, not a curated record. The transcript has 9 exons. Gene Ontology annotation, biological process: regulation of transcription by RNA polymerase II. Gene Ontology annotation, molecular function: DNA-binding transcription factor activity, RNA polymerase II-specific; RNA polymerase II cis-regulatory region sequence-specific DNA binding; protein binding.
UUUUAUGAUAAAGAUUCUGAAAAGAAUAUGUGCGUUUGGUGUCCUCAUUUGCCAGUGUGCUCCAGUUGGGAUUUGAUAAAGUGAUCCCCGUGCGGUCGCGCUUUUCGACCAUUCAAAUUUGAAUUUUCUGGAACGAGCCCGUAGACCAAAUCGGCGGUUGGUGUUGACCGUUGGCGCGUGAAACGCGUACUCACAGUGAUGUUCAUAUUUCAGUAGGCCUACGUAAAUGAUUAACAAUGUCGAGUUCAGAGGAUAGCGAAUAUGAAGAUAUCGAGGAAUUCUUUUCAGCGUCUGAUUGGCGUGAGAUGUCUAAUUAUGAGAAAAGUAGCUACAGGAGUGCGAAAAGAAAUUUUCUCGCUAUGCAACAGGCAGGCCUCUCCCCGAAACCUCCCCAUUUCAUGAAGAGCGGGCCAAAAUUGAAGAAGCCCAAGAAGCCGGCUGCGAAGAAGGUUAAGUGUGUCGAGGAGGAAGACUUUGACGAGAAAAAUUUGGAUUGGUCCCCCGAGAAAGAAAAUCAGGCAGUAAGCUGUGCUCGCCCUUCUCGUCGCGCCAAGAAGUUUGUGGCACCAAAAGUCGCGAGGUCAGCGCCGAAGAAAACCGCGCGUGGGAAGGAGAACGUCGCACCACAGAACACUUCUCUGCCAGAGGUGAAUCGGGCUCGGGCAGCAUCAACGGCGACGAGCGAGCCGCCGACGGCUGAUCCUGAACAAGACCCAGGACCUGCCCCAGGACCCUCCACCUCCACCCAGGCUGAGGGAGCCCCUCGCUACCCGAAGAGGACCGGCAGCCGGGGGAAGGUGUACGCUGAGUGCCCCGCGCUUGACGACGACGACUUCUUGUUUUGCGACGACUGCGGCAAGGAGUGGGAGGGCGAUUGUCCCGAACACGGGCCUCUCCAUAUCAUCCCGGACACCGAGGUACUCGACGCCCGCCCCGACCGAGCGCUGCACACCGUGCCCAGUUGCCUCGCCGUGCUCGACAGUAAGAUCCCCGGCGCCGGCCUGGGCGUCUGGGCCAAGGAGGCCAUCCCCCGCCGAGUGCGCUUCGGCCCCUACGUCGGGGACAUCACCAAGAAGAAGGAGACGGGCUAUGGCUGGGGGAUCCGCCGCGAGGGCAAGACGGUGCACUGCGUGGACGCCCUCGACGUGGCCCGCUCCAACUGGAUGCGCUACGUCAACUGCGCGAGGAACUCGGGGGAGGAGAACCUGCACCCCUACCAGCACAAGGGCCAGCUUUACUACCGCACGGUGUGCGUCAUCCUCCCCAACACCGAGCUGCUCGUGUGGUACGGCGACUCGUACGGCCGGGACCUGGGCAUCGACCCCGCGACGUACAGGGAGCCCGCCACGGACGCGCGCGCCCUCACCGGAACCUUCCCCUGCGAGCGGCAGUGCGGGGUAUGCUUCGUGAGCCCACUACUGCUGGCCCAGCACCAGCGUUCGGGUCACUGUUCCGCCGAGAUCAAACGGCGUCAAGCGUGCGGCGCUCCCGGAGCUCCAGGGGGAGGGGGCAUCAGCGCGGCGGCGGCUGUGGGGGAAGACCAAGUCCAGCGGCGCACUGAGGAGGCCAGCGGGAAGUGGACUCUCUGUGGUGUGUGCGGUGCUGCGUUCAGGAGCAGAGACCUCAAGUGCCACAUGCGCAUCCACACGGGGGAGAGGCCAUUCAGCUGCGGCACCUGCGGGUCUGCCUUCAAGCAGAACUCCGAUCUCCGGAAGCACAUGCGCAUUCACACGGGGGAGAAGCCCUACAGCUGCGGCACCUGUGGGGCCGCCUUCACGCAGAGCAACAACCUCCACGUCCACAUGCGCACCCACACGGGAGAGAAGCCCUACAGCUGCAGCACCUGUGGGGCCGCCUUCGCGGCGAGUACCAACCUGUCGACACACUUGCUCAUCCACAAGGCGGAGAAUUCAUACAGCUGCAGCACCUGCGGGGUUGCCUUCCGUGUGAGCAACGACCUCAAGGCCCACAUUCGCACACACACGGGGGGAAAGGCCCACAGCUGCGGUACCUGCGGGGAAGCGUUCGUGUCGAGCAGCUCCCUCCAGAGGCACAUGCUCACCCACACGGAGCAGAAUCCCUACAGCAGCGGUACCUGCGGGACCUCCUUCCUUGUGAGCACCGACCUCUCAAAACACAUGCGCACCGACACGGGGGAGAAGCCUUACAGCUGCGAAACCUGCGGGGGAACGUUCACGAGGAAGAGCGACCUCUCGAAGCACAUGCGCAUCCACACGGGGGAGAAGCUCUACAGCUGCAGCACCUGCGGGGGGACGUUCACGAGGAACCACGACCUCCGAAGGCACAUGCUCAUCCACACGGGGGAGAAGCCUCACACCUGCGGUACCUGCGGGUCCGCGUUCAGGGAGAGCGGUGCGCUUAAGAAGCACAUACGCUCUCAGCACAGCGAGCAGACCUAAGCGGAUCUACACAAGAAACUGCUUGUUGUCUUUUAGUUUGUUGUUUUUUUGUUUGGUUUUUUCGUUGUUGUAGAUUGGUUAACUAAUCUAAUACUUUAAAUUUCUCUCUUAAUUUUAGAGCCCAUGAAUUCUAAUCUGUUCACAA